Messenger RNA from Chaetomium globosum CBS 148.51, 612 nucleotides. RefSeq lists its product as uncharacterized. NCBI's taxonomy places the organism in Eukaryota, Fungi, Ascomycota, Sordariomycetes, Sordariales, Chaetomiaceae. Bases 1 to 612 code for a protein of 203 amino acids. The transcript has a single exon. The record is from RefSeq and is a predicted model, not a curated record.
AUGCCAAGCCAACCCCCAUCCACACACCACCUCCCGCACCCGCACCCGCACCCGCCCCUCACCAAGCCCAGCCCGAUGCGCAACCUCUCCGAGUAUGCCGUCGCCGACACCCCCGGCACGGCCGGGCCCGAGUACGCUGCGACUGGUGGCGGUGCUGGUGGUGGAGGUGGGGGUGGUGGGGGUGACUACCUGCAGUGUCGGUUUGUGCCGAUUUGUAGUCCUGUUUCGACGCCGGGGGUUGGGGGUGUUGGGGCGCAGGGGGUGCAGGGGGUGCAGGGGACGGGGGGUGGUGGUGGUGGUGGUGCUGCUGCUGCUGGUUGGGGAGGGGAUGUGGAUGCGGGGGCGGAUGGGGAUGGGGAUGCUGAUGUUGGGGUGGAUAUGCAGAGGGAGAUGGGGGUGCGGAGGGAUCCCGAGGGGAAGGGAGCGGGAGGAGGUGCUGAGGGUGGGACGGUGCGUGCCCGGGCCCGGCGCGGGAGUAUGAGUGUCGGUGGUGACGGUGGAGGGUCGGGGGUGGUGAGGCCCGGGAUGAGGAGGGAAAGCCCGGGGGGAUUUCAUGGGCGUGGGAGGGGUGAGGUGACGCUUGGGGCUGGGGAGGCAGAUUUGGAGAGGUGA